Messenger RNA from Strongylus vulgaris, 294 nucleotides. The record is from the annotation of a GenBank genome assembly. NCBI's taxonomy places the organism in Eukaryota, Metazoa, Nematoda, Chromadorea, Rhabditida, Strongylidae.
AUGGAUGGACCGCAACCGGAUCUUUGUCUUAAGGAGUUGAAAAAUAUCACAUUGGCACUAUGUUCACUCUUUUGCUUGGUAGCCGUACCUGCUGUUCUCUAUGUCAUCCAGAACAAUCUACUGUUUCUUGCUCUUUCCAAGCUAGAUGCGGCUACAUAUCAGGUUACGUACCAGUUAAAAAUUCUUACCACUGCAUUAUUCUCAGUGACUAUUCUUGGCCGUUCAUUAAACCGAUUGAAGUGGCUGGCCCUAGUGUUAUUGACAGUUGGCGUGGCAUUAGUUCAGGUGCUCUAA